Priceomyces carsonii is the source of this 510-nucleotide messenger RNA. RefSeq lists its product as uncharacterized. Gene Ontology annotation, molecular function: cytoskeletal motor regulator activity; myosin heavy chain binding. The record is from RefSeq and is a predicted model, not a curated record. Gene Ontology annotation, biological process: mitotic cytokinesis; actomyosin structure organization. The transcript has a single exon. Gene Ontology annotation, cellular component: myosin II complex; cytoplasm. The coding region runs from base 1 to 510 and encodes 169 amino acids. Lineage: Eukaryota; Fungi; Ascomycota; Pichiomycetes; Serinales; Debaryomycetaceae.
AUGCUGGCUCUUAAUUCGCUUUCAGAUAAUCAGAAAUCUCAGUUGCGGAAUGCUUUUACACUCAUCGAUGGAGACUCUAGAGACUCCACCAUAACAAAGUCAGAUUUGACUCGAUUGUAUAAGAAUUUGGACAUGAAGGUUCCCAGUAAUGCAGAUAUAAGUAAGAUGCUUAGAGACGCAGGAGCAGAUGGGAAAGAAGGAAUCAACUUUACUCAGUUUCUGAAUACUAUGGCAAAAGAGCUUCUGAAAUUUAAUGACCGGUUUACGAUCUAUAACUCGCUUAAGGCAUUUGCUGACGAAGGCGAACAUAAUGAUUCACAAGAUUUGCUUAUAGAUGUUGAGAAGUUGAAAGAAGCAUGUUGUUCUGUUCAGCUUGGUGAGAUAGGCUCUGGUGAUCACAGGUUAUCAAGAACUGCAUUUGAGAAUCUCGUCAAAGGAUUUGUUAAAGAGCAGUCAGAUGGUAAGAAAGUAUUGAAUGCUAACCAGUGGCUUGCUGCCUACAUAGACUAA